CCCAUUUCAACAGAUCUCAAUUUAUUUGGGUUUUUAUCUUUUUAUACAAAGCCUUUUUUGUUGUAGAAAUAUGGCUGCAGCUGGUGCCCAAGGGCUGCCUACGUGGGAGAGAAAAGCACGUAUAAUACUUUGCGUUUUAGGGUUCGUUUUGUCCAUCUAUGCUCUCCACGUCGAGCUGUCUCGGGAGAGUAAUCCAGACUAUAGAGCAAUGUGUGAUUUAGGGCAGUACGUGAGCUGCUCCAAAGUUUUUACUUCCAGAUGGGGACGUGGAUUUGGAUUGGUCCAGAUCUUUGUAGGCCAAGAAAGCCCUCUGAACCAGCCUAACAGUGUGCUUGGCAUCGUAUUCUACACUUUACAGCUGGGACUCGGUUUGUCUUUUUCUCAGAGAGCUGCAGUCUUCUUGGUCUUGGCCUCUUGGGUGUCUGUGGCCGGAUCCCUCUAUUUAGCAUCUAUUCUAGUUUUUGUUCUGGGGGAUUUCUGCAUGGUUUGUGUGUCAACUUAUGCUAUAAACUUUGCAUUGCUCUUCACUAACUUAAAGAGAAGGAGAGCAUUGAAUGAAAUGAAGGAGAAGGCUGAAUAAAGCAUAUGACCUUUACAAUG
Molecule: messenger RNA, 600 nt
Organism: Periophthalmus magnuspinnatus
Lineage: Eukaryota; Metazoa; Chordata; Actinopteri; Gobiiformes; Gobiidae
Gene: vkorc1
Product: vitamin K epoxide reductase complex, subunit 1
Exons: 3
Coding region: 71-580 (169 amino acids)
Biological process (GO): peptidyl-glutamic acid carboxylation; vitamin K metabolic process
Molecular function (GO): vitamin-K-epoxide reductase (warfarin-sensitive) activity
Source: RefSeq, a predicted model, not a curated record